This is a messenger RNA of Siniperca chuatsi (mandarin fish), 8809 nucleotides long. RefSeq names its product GLI family zinc finger 2a (gene gli2a). Gene Ontology annotation, biological process: regulation of transcription by RNA polymerase II; smoothened signaling pathway. Gene Ontology annotation, cellular component: nucleus. Gene Ontology annotation, molecular function: RNA polymerase II cis-regulatory region sequence-specific DNA binding; DNA-binding transcription factor activity, RNA polymerase II-specific. The transcript has 10 exons. The record is from RefSeq and is a predicted model, not a curated record. Lineage: Eukaryota; Metazoa; Chordata; Actinopteri; Centrarchiformes; Sinipercidae. Bases 3140 to 6961 code for a protein of 1273 amino acids.
AAUAAGAUGGAGGAGAGACAGAAGAUUCAAGAGAUCCGUUGACCUUGGAGCUUAUUUUAUAAACCUGGAACCAGAUCCAAAAGAACCUGUAAUGGAAGCUUAUUGAAUUACCACCAUGAUAUGUUAGUGUGAUAUUUUCAUGUCAAAAAUACAAUCAGACUCCUGUCGCAGUUACACUAAAGCACGUGCAAGUCUUUCAUCCCUGGUACAAGAGUAACAGCCAAACUAAACAGCCAUCUUACCCUUUGUUCUCAGCACCAGGCAUGUUGAUACCAUCCUCUUAUUCUUCUACUUGAGGCUUUUUCAUGGAAGAGUUCCCCACAUCAAAGCCAGUGGUACUUUCUAGACUUAUGUGUAGCAUGGGGGCCACAGCUAGUUGAGGGUUGAGGGUGCAUAAACACUAAAGCCCCAAGGCCAGGAGCUCAUAAAAACACGUUACCUUGGAGUCUCUCAUUCUGAUGGUGUUUCAGGUGUGUUUGUACUGUUAUUAUGAGUAACAUCCUACAAAACAAAUCCAGGGUAACCGUAAAAGGGCAGCAUGGAGAGAGAGAGGCUGUGUGAGGCGGAGGAGUGUUACCCUGAGACCUUUGUGUCUUCCAUCCUGUGUCAGGCAGUUAAGGCAGGGAUUAACCUCAUGGGCUGCAUGCGCUGUCCACUUAAUGGCAGGGAUGAGGCAGCUUAACACUGACGCACAUAUACACAGUGGCACACAAAAUAUUUAACAGCCAAGCAAAUAGGCAGGCAAAUGCUCACCAACUCAUACACGUGUUUGCAUACAAACUCACAGAGGCCAGCUUGUUCUUUCAUGCCAGUGAGAACCUCGGCCCUCUAUCAAGAUGACGGUCAGGCACCAGAACAGACGUUUGAUUUCAGCAGCAAAAUGCAUCCAAGAAACCUUCAGCCCUUAUGAAUGGGGAAUAGAAAGCACACAGAGUGGAAAACUGUCCGUGAAAGUCAGCCUUUUCGAUGCCUGAUAAUCAAACACUCCCCUUGGCACUGACGCCCGCUCUGCUCCAGGAGCCCUCGCUCUUUCUUUCAUCCCAUCCAGCCACCCACCCAGAAAAAAAAACGCCCCACUGCUUUCACCGCCACAGUGUCACGCUCUCCGAAGUCACCGCAUGACACUAAUGCCGGCAUCCUCACGCACAGGUAGGAAAACACAACAGAGAGAGAAAAAAACUGAAUCACAUACAGGAUUGUUUGGCAAUUAAUCUUUUAAAUGACCUCAAUCACUUAGUUAAACACAGUGGUGCUGAAAGGGAAGGGUGAUGCAGGGUUAGGGGCCUGGCAGAAAUUGUAGACCACCUCUUUCUCCUCCCUCCUCCUCCCCCUCUUUCUUCUGUACCUCCAACCCCCUCUGUGACCGCCGCUGUGCUGCCUUACCCACACUUGUUUGGCGAGGCUGUUUGCUCAAAUAGCCACAAGCCCCACCUCCCUCGCCCCCACCGCCUGCUUCAACGCAGCGUCCACACUUGCUGCCACCAACCCAGCAGCUUUUAUUUAGUGUUCUACCAUGCUAGCAGUGAUGUGGUCAGGUUUGGGCCACUCUGCCAGUCUGGAGGCUCUUCCAUUGCGGCCUCCAGACACAGGGCCCAUAUUGACCAAGGUGGCCAGCUAAUGGUCAUCGCGGGCAGCCUGGCCUGAAUCAAAGGCUUCAUUUACUGCCAGAGCGUGGGAGGAGGAGUAGUGGCAGAGGUGGCAAAUAUGUGCUUCAUCCCUUGCCGUUAGUUUUGGAAGGCAGUGCAGAUAAAACCCAUAUUAAAAAUCAAUUUAUGCACUAAUAUUCAGUAGACCCACCGCAAAAACUGGGAGCCCUCAGUGAACCCAUAGAAUGGCUUCUCACCCACCUCCCCCUCCUACCCCCGCUUUCCCUCUGGAUAAGUAAAUUGCAAGGCUUAUGGUUGAAUCAUGAAACACUGAGUGGUGCUGUGAAGAAGUGUGCCGGUGGAAAAGUUGUGAACACAAGCGUAGGUAAAGUUUUUUUGACAGGCCUGCAGGUCUUAUCGUUCCACACCUCAAGUCAAACCCGUAAAAUUCAGGGAUCCUGAAUAUGAGGAAGACAACAUUUCAAAAUGAUGUCACAGACUUUGGGGGACUUCUUUUCAUGUCCCCAGUUAAAACACAAACCUACCCAGCAGGUUGUUUUACUGUGUAAAGAUCCAUAAUCUGCUUGCUGGGUUUUCCUCCCACAGAAUUGCCACGUGACAGUUUGAUGGACAGGACUGCUAUACAAACAUGGUGUUACCAGCAGCUGUAAAGGCCUCGCUAAAACACUUAGCUGCUUCUGUAAGUCAGUGCUGGUGUCUAUGCUUGUAUUUUUCACACAUCAAUCACUGUCCUUAUCUGACGAGCGUAACAUGGAGGCUGAGAGGAGCAGACUGGGCUAAAACAACAAAAAUAUUUAUAUCAUAUAUAAUAUAAUACAUUUUGCUCCAAAGACACACAGCUACACACAUAUCGAUUUCAACACGUCAUUAAAUCUUGUAUUGUCUACUAACUUUUUUUAAACUGGCCAGUGGUGGUUUUGGGUCAUUUCAGUUCUUUCUACAAGAAAAAGUUGGUUCAAAUCUUCUUGGAUCACACAUGCAUGAGCCUUGUUUUUAAUCACAUACGUAUGUUAAAACAAGCUUGAUUUCCUACAGACUUGAAAAUUGUGGUUGUCAGGCAUGCUAAUUCAUGAAACAUCUCUUCCCUACACAGGAUGUAACAAAUGGAGGAUUAGUGCCAGGAUCAGACAAUACAAUAUAUUUGUUUUUUGACAUGGUCGCAUGUCAGAUUAGAGAAAUAAAUUCUUGCAGUGCUUUGGUCGAGAGACAUGGCAGACACGUUGGAGCCCGACCAAUCAUCUUUCACAACUUGCGUGUCAUAGGUGAUCUGAAAGAAGGUGCCAGCUGACAGAACCAACAACAUCACUAGCCUUUCGCUUCACCACUUCUAAGAUGGAAACUCAAAAGAAGGCAAAAAAAAAGUUGGACACGCUAGUCUUUUUGUUGAGAUGUCGUGAGGCGUCCCAGAUGCUGUCGGUCAAAGCUCUCAACACGUAUCACGUUUCUCCAGCCCACGGCUGACACCCCGACUGAGCAGGAAGAGGGCGCUGUCUAUCUCCCCGCUGUCAGAUGCCAGCAUUGACCUGCAGACCAUGAUCCGCACCUCACCCAACUCCCUGGUGGCCUACAUCAACAACUCCCGCUCCAGCUCGGCCGCCAGCAGCUCCUAUGGGCACCUUUCAGUCGGCGGGAUCAGCCCCUCCUUCAGCUUCCCUCAUCCCAUCAACCCAGUGGCAUACCAGCAGCUGUUGUCCCAGCAGAGGGGUCUCAAUGCCUUCGGCCACACACCUCCUCUCAUUCAACCAUCGCCGUCCUCUUUCUCUGCUCGCCCACACCCCCUCACUGCUUCACCUAUGUCCACCUCCCACAACAGCUCCAACUCUGAGGCAAACCAGAACGCCAGUGGAGACCCAGCAGUGAGUAGCACAGUCAACCCGCUGACCACCAAGAGGUCAAAGGUUAAGAUGGAAGCAGAGGGUCCACUGCCAAUCUCACCAUCCUCUCAGGACCAUGGUGGGGGGAUCUUGGACCUGAGUGAGGAUCUGGAUAAAGACGAGUGCAAACAAGAGCCCGAGGCCAUAUAUGAGACCAACUGCCACUGGGAGGGCUGUACCAAGGAGUAUGACACCCAGGACCAACUUGUUCAUCACAUCAACAACGACCACAUCCACGGUGAGAAGAAGGAGUUUGUGUGCCGCUGGCAGGAAUGUUCACGGGAGCAGAAGCCCUUCAAGGCUCAGUACAUGCUGGUGGUCCACAUGAGACGUCACACAGGGGAAAAGCCGCAUAAAUGCACAUUUGAGGGCUGUUCAAAAGCUUACUCUCGCCUGGAGAACCUCAAGACCCACCUCAGGUCCCACACCGGGGAGAAGCCGUACGUGUGUGAACAUGAAGGCUGCAACAAGGCCUUCUCCAACGCCUCAGACCGGGCCAAGCACCAGAACCGCACACACUCUAACGAGAAACCAUAUGUGUGUAAGAUCCCAGGCUGUACCAAGCGCUACACGGACCCCAGCUCUCUCAGGAAGCAUGUUAAGACAGUCCACGGACCCGAAGCCCACGUCACCAAGAAACAACGAAGCGACGCACCGCCGAGACUGCAGCCACCCAAAGGCAACGGGGAGAAUGAGGCGAAUUCUAAGCUUGGUGCAAGAGGCGUGGACGGCAAGAUUGAGGCCAUUAGCACCUCAAGAGGAGUGGAAGACUGCCUGCAAGUCAAAUCUAUCAAGACUGAGAACUCUAUGACAUAUCAGUCCAGUCCUGGCGGCCACUCGUCAUGUAGCAGUGAGCCGUCGCCUCUAAGCAGCGCCAACAACAAUGACAGUGGGGUGGAGAUGGCCAUGCACAGUGGGGGCAGCUUCGGGGACCUAAGUGCACAGGAUGAGUGCCCCAUGGUUGACUCCACUGUUCCCGCUGGGGGACAGCAGGCUGGGAUGGGGCUUCAGUUGAGGAAAGCCGUGGGUCAUGGUGGCGUGGUCACCAUCAAGCUGGAGAACAUCAAGAAGGAAAGGCUGAAGACAGUGAGGGACUCCUGCCCCUGGGUUAACGCUGCACCACAGCCACUGCAGGGCCAACACAACAGCAUGAAGCUGCCUCCCAUACCUGCAGUCGGUUCCCUGCUUGAGAGCUCCAACGUGAUGAGUAACUUGAGCGGUUUGUAUCCUGGCCAACGCAUAGGUGACCUGUCUUCAUGUGAAGUAACACUGCUGAACCAGCUGAAUGAGCGCCGUGACAGCACCACCAGCACCAUCAGCUCAGCUUACACCUUGAGUCGGCGCUCCUCCGGUAUUUCACCCUGCUAUUCCAGCCGCCGCUCCAGUGAGGCAUCCCAGUUUGGUGCUAACCGCCACAACAAUAUCAGUUCAGCUGACUCCUAUGACCCAAUCUCCACUGAUCUGUCUCGCCGCUCCAGCGAGGCCAGCCACUGUGGAGGUGGUGGUGUCAGUGGAGGAGGAGGUCUCCCUAGCCUCCUUAGUCUGACACCAGCUCAGCAUUAUCGGCUCAAGGCAAAGUACGCUGCUGCCAUUGGUGGAGCUCCACCUACUCCUCUCCCCAAUAUGGAUCGAAUGAGCCUGAGGACCCGCAUGGCACUCUUCAGUGACUCCCAGGAAGUCUCGUCGCACCCAUUCCAUCAGCCACCCUCUGGAACUGUGCCUCGGCGAUGCAGUGAUAUUGGAUACGGCACACAGAGCAUGAUGCCCCAUGAGGUACCCACCAACCUUCCACGCCGUGCCAGUGACCCAGUGCGUCGUCCCACACUGGACCCUCUCUCCUUUCCAAGGGUCCAGCGCUAUAACAGCAUGAACAGCAUGAACCCCAUGAAUGGUCCAUCAGCUGAACGCCACCAGGCACUGGCUUUGCAGGGUUACACUCGCUCUGAUGGCAGCCUGCAACGCUACCCAUUCGCCCCCAGACCACCUAGCAUUUCUGAGAAUGUAGCCAUGGAGAACAUGGCAGUAGAUGGGAUGAUGAUUGGGGGGGAGCAGAAUGGGGAGGAUGAUAUGGUGCUUCCAGAUGAUGUGGUGCAGUACCUCAGGUCCCAGAAUUCUGGCCCCUCAGGUCACAACUCGGGGCGAGUGGACUACCAUUCCAACAAUCAGACUCAGGGCUACCAGACAGGCAUGGCCCCACCAGCAUCAUUUUAUGCACAGAGGAGGAUGGCCAUGGUGGAUGCCACCAUGACUCAGUCUGGUCAGGACAUGCAAUCCUGCCAUAUGGGUCCAGGUGGCUCCCAGCAGUCCUUCUCAGCACCAUCGGACAACAUGAACAAGAAUAACAUGCCGGUGCAAUGGAACGAGGUGAGCUCAGGGACUGUGGACACCACAACUAAGCUCUCCAAACAGCAGCAUCCUUUUAGGGGGAACCUAGCUGUUGUUCAGCAGAGGCACAAUUUUGGUUCCUUCCCGGGACAAGGACAGGGCCUGGGCAGCAACCAGCAGGUAGUUCCUAUGAGUCAGAAUAUGUCUAUGCAGGGGUAUGUGAACCACAACAGCCAGAAGCUGAUGAACAUCUCUCACCAGCAGCAUCAGCAACAGAGGCAAUGCAACAAUUUGAACGUUAGUGAGCAAAUGAGUCCUCAGCAAGGGUUUGGCCAAGAGGCAAUCCCAAAUUCUAUAUCUGGGAGCACUAGCGUGAGACCUACCCGGAACAGUAUGGCAGAUCCAGAGCUGCAAAGUUACGGAGCAAGGACACAGGCUGAUGGGUACUCUCAUGUGAACCAAGUGGAUCAGCAGCAAAAUUACAGUGUUCUCUCCCAGCACAAUAUCCAUAAUGGAGGCCGAGGAAUGUUACAACCCAGGCCUCCCACAGAGCCCAAGUCUAUUGCAAGACAGCACACAGGGUCUAGCUUGAUGCAACCGAGCCGAAUACCCAAGUCAUCUGAUUUGAGCCCCAGUCGUGGUACUGACACCUCAGAAGCAAGCCCAAAGAGGCCCAGUGGGUCAGCAGCCCAUAACAGCAACUCUGAAAAUCCGAACUCUGCUGUUUGCUACACAGGUCAGAUUCAAAUGUUUGAGCCAACUUCUGUCAGCUUUGAUGCCCCCAUGUCCCCCUGUGCCAGCCAGGCUCCUGCCAGCAACACCACUGCUGCAGCCAGCAUGGCCUCACCAGGAGUCAACCAGGUCUCCAGCAGUACGGUAGAUUCUUCCACUGGUGGAUCUGGUGGCACAGAGCAUGCCCAGAUCGACUUUGACACCAUGCUAGAUGAUGGGGACCACUCCAGUCUAAUGUCAGGCACCCUGAGUCCUGGCCUUCUGCAGAGCCUCUCCCAGAAUUCCUCACGUCUCACCACCCCCCGCAACUCUGUCACCCUCGCGUCUGUACCGGCAGGGAUUGGCAACAUGGCCAUCGGUGACAUGAACUCUAUGCUCACAGCCUUGGCUGAAGAAAGCAAGUUCCUUAACAUGAUAAGCUGAGAGCAAUCAAACACCUCAUCAUCCAUCCAGUCUUAACCAUUUCUACAUCAGGAAUAUAUGGACUACACAAGAAGGCACUGAUUGAACAAUGCAAAACUGGCUAUUUCAUAAUUUUUUCCUCAUUGUCCAUAGUAAUAUGCUUAUCUUGUAAUAUUUGCUUCAGAUUAUAUGUUACAUUAAACAUUUAAUAGUAAGUAUAGCUAGGGUUAAAGACAAUUUUCUGUCAUUAUUUGUUAAAAAGCCAUACAUUUUACUUACAAAUAUAUGAUAACCCAGGGUAUAUAAAUGUAUCUUCAAACAAUUGCCAUUCAGUAUUUGCUGGUGUAAUAGCCCUUUACAAAGUGGUGCACUGAAAGCACUUCACAGAGUACCUUGCUGAGGACAUCAAGGUUGUGCAUCUAAGUAAGACAUGGAAACGCUGUUUCCAGGAAAUGGACAUGAUAUGUAGAUAACAGAUAAUAUUUUCUCAUGAAGACCUUUAUGUGUAUAAAUUAUACUGUAUGGUACUUGCUUUAAGUUAUGCUAUAGACUUUUGAUGUUUAAACUAGGGCUGUCAAAGGUACAGUAACAUGUACUAUUAAUUCAAAAAGGAUAAUUUGUGACAUUUUUGUUUUCUGCUUUGUUUUUUGCUUUGUGCUACAUGUGAAUUUCAUAAAAUCUUCUCACAAGGCUAAGCUAUAGUUUGCUGCACUUUGUUUAUGUGUUAAAUACAAUAUGCAAGAUAAGUGAAGAGACUAGCAGUGCUAACCUGGAAUACACACUGUAAAAAUGAAAAACCACAUGGCUCAGAAGGACAGACAGCAAUGUAUGUAAAAAAUUUUCAGGCAAAUUAUCCCAGAAGUAUAGUGUCUUUAGCGUUUCACUUCACUGCCAAACAUGCAGGUGCUUAAAGCACUGAGGUUAAUGAACACAGUCUGAGCCCAACAACAAACCAGAAAUUGAUACAUACCUAUUGUGAAAAAAUAAUUAACUGCUAUUGCAGUUUAUACAGUAUAUGCACUUAAUUCAACUAUCUUGCAGCAUAAGGAAUAAGCAAAGAAGUGCUAUUGUAGCAACCUGUCUUGUGUACAACUUUGUAUUGCUGGGUUUCAAUGACACCUAGAUACUGAAAUAAAGGUUCAUUGUGAUUGUGAGAAAAUUUUGCUUAUGUUAAACAUAGUGAAAGUGUUUUCCCAAAAUUCAAUGUGCAAAUAAUACUGUUUAACCAGAAAAUAGUGACUAAUUGCAAUUUACAAAAUUAAGAAUUUGACAGCCCUAGUUUAAACACAUGGUUGUACAACAUUAUGAUCCGCAGAUAUUAAGUGCGUUUUGAUCAUGGUCUGAGCUAUUGGGGAUGGCACUGUAAAAUCUGAUUUCCUUCUUUGCCCUCAGGAUCAGAGGCAUUAACUCCCCAUGGUCCCAUCUCACAAGGGUAAAUGAUUGAAAAAGACAAGGAUAUGCCUCUGUGUUAGUCUAUCAUGGCACAUGAACCCCUGUGUUUGAUGAGGAGCAUUCUCUAAAAGAAUAUACAAGUACCUCUGUGUGUUCUCAGCAGACAUCCAGUCCUAAUUAACACAUUCAUACCACCCCCCUUCGCUGCACCCCCUGCUUCCCCUGGGCUCUGAAUGAACUGCAGAGAGUCCAGGAAGGGACACAGACUUUGAUAAUGAAAUCCUGUUUCGGACAGGAUUGCUGAACUAGCCCUGCAAAUUUCUCAGUUUUAUUAUGUUUGCUGAAUUUCUAAGUAGCCUUUAAAAUGUUUGUGUGUAUGCUACCAUUCACUUUUACUAUGCUCAGUGUGUGUGGGUUUGUGUGAGUGUGUGUAUAUAGCUUUUGUACAUUUCAAAUAAACUAUCUCCUUUUUUUCUG